Benincasa hispida (wax gourd) is the source of this 1387-nucleotide messenger RNA. RefSeq lists its product as uncharacterized. The record is from RefSeq and is a predicted model, not a curated record. Lineage: Eukaryota; Viridiplantae; Streptophyta; Magnoliopsida; Cucurbitales; Cucurbitaceae.
UUCUAUCCACCGAAAAAAGGGCAAUACUAUCUUUAUUUGAAAAAUUUUCUGAUUCGUAGAGAAUGAACGUGUCCGACAGUGUCGUCACGUCGCAUCCCGUCGGAGUCGACGAGUCGUAUCGCCCUCUUCCUUCUCUCUACUUGGCCUUCUCCUUCAUCUGGCUUCUCUCCGCCUGUUCAUGGACUGUUAACACCUACAAGAAUCGUCACUUUCAGACCAAUAACUUGCAGUGGUCACUUGCAUCCGUUCCUCUUCUAAAAGCCCUGCAACUAACCUUAUCUUUCCUUUUCUGGUAUUCAUGCUUUUAUAUUCAGACAUGUUCUUUAUGGAUGUCAUUUGGGGUAUAUGUAACUGGAGUGCUCUUUCAGACAGCUUCUGUUGUGUCCUUUUUACUUAUUUCCCAUGGUUAUUGCAUCAUGUCCGAGCACCUUUCAGUUUCUGAGCGACGAACAACUGCUUCGAUUGGCUGUAUUUUUUAUUUGACUCUUGUUGGUUACCGAGCUUCCAUACCUUACUUCUCUGUCCUACUUCUGCUUAAUUACUUCAUUUCCUUCUAUGUGAUCUUCCGCCACAUAUAUCAAAAUAUACUGGUAUUGCAAGAACAACUAAGUUUUAUUCUGGAGGAGGAUGUUCAAGCAAUGCACGAUGCCAUUCGUACAAAAUACAAGAUGUUCAAAAAAUUCCAGGCAAUCAUGCAAAUUGUUGCCAUGGCAGAAAUAGUGAUAUUCUUGAACAUGGAUGAUUCGGUUGAAAUUUACUGGCUUCGUUUGUUAGUACGAGAAUGGACCCAAUUCUGCAUCUUCAGUUACAUUGGGUGGAUCUUUAGGUCACAAGACAUGGCCCCCCGUUUCUCUGUUAUGCCAACUGUUAAGUCUGAAAACAGUAGGAUUGUCCCUCCUAUUUACAGCAUUGAAGUGGAUGCAGCAACUUUUAGGGGGUUCAGCAGUCAUAAUUGGCACAUUGGCGUGCCGACCUCGCUGUCCCGUAGCGGAAGUUCUAAGGAUUCGAUUGUAGUGAUAAUUCAACAUCCUUGUGCAUAUAAUGCCAACAAUCAAUCCAUGCCAAACCCAGCAGAUUUUGUUUCUUCGUCGCCUGCAUAUGAAGCUGAUCAUUCAUGAUGUGAUUUCAAUUCAGCAUUUUGAUGAGACAAGUCAAUUCUUUUUCCCCUUCAGGAGGUUACAACAGAUAACAUUUUGUAGAAAAUGUUGAUAGGAAGUUGUUGGAUGUCAAAAAUCCCUUUUGCUAGGCGAGAGCAAUCCCACUUCUUAUUGAGAAACUUCCAUACGAUUUACAGAAUCAAAACUGUACAUACUUUUCUCUAUACUUCCACAAACUUACAGAUGUAAACUGGUUACGACUAAAUGAAGAUUACCACUCUUUCACUGUA